Cryptomeria japonica (Japanese cedar) is the source of this 589-nucleotide messenger RNA. Its product is annotated as phytosulfokines 3. The transcript is spliced from 2 exons. Gene Ontology annotation, cellular component: extracellular region. Bases 117 to 422 code for a protein of 101 amino acids. The record is from RefSeq and is a predicted model, not a curated record. Gene Ontology annotation, molecular function: growth factor activity. Lineage: Eukaryota; Viridiplantae; Streptophyta; Pinopsida; Cupressales; Cupressaceae. Gene Ontology annotation, biological process: cell population proliferation.
CAGUUUGCUUUUCUAUCUUACCAUUUUCUACAUAAGCAACUUCAGAAGCCCAUUAACCAUUCAAUUUGUUCUGCUACUUUUAAGGCUCAGUUUGGCAACGGCUUCUUAAUUACAAAAUGGCGAAAAUCUAUACAAGUUCAGUGCAACAGGGAAAGCUCUGGAUUUUCAGCAUGUGCAUUAUAUGUCUUGUGGUUUCAGUCAUGGCUACACGCCCACAUCCAAUAGGGCCGCUCAAAGCUUCUACGUUGUUCACAAAAGAUCAAAUGGAGAUAAAACACACUUUUGAUGGCAGAGUGGAAAAAGAAGAGUCAAAAGUAGGGAAUGAAUGUGGUAAUGAAAUGAGUGAAGAAGAAUGCUUAGAACGGCGAACAUUAGUUGCUCAUACAGAUUACAUAUACACCCAAGAACACAAGGGCCCAUAGAUCUUGUUUCUCUAUGCAUGUACAUAUCAUCAAAUCUCUUUCCUAGCAGAGUUAAUUUCUGUUUGAGGGACACCAUGUAAAAUGGAUGUUGACUUUUUGUACCAGAGCUGUUAUAAUACAAUCGACAACUAUCAAUUUUGUAUUUAUUUGUAUCGGAGUUUUUCCUA